AACCGAAAAAUUUAUUUCCGGAAAUCAACAUGAAUAUUAUGAUUAUUAUCUCAGUUUAACCUUAAAUUAACGUGUGGUGGACAAUAAUUCUGCUUGGGUUGAAUUUUAAUGUGACAAAAUGACUGUUUUUGUGGCUUUUAAGCGCUCAUUUUACCAGCAUUCCAUCAAUGUUAAAUGCUGGACCCCGACGGCACCGAAAAACAGGCAGAUUUCACUGCCAUUCCAUUCUUUACGUAUAUGGAGCUCGAAAAUGGUGACACAACAAUAGCUUUUGCUGGUUUACUUCACGCGCUCAUACAUGGCAGUUGGUGGCAGUUCGAACUGUCAAAAGUGUGACUGGAGCCAGGUCAAUAUUUUUGCUGGGUACUCGGUAUGUCCAGCCUUAUAAGUCCAAAGUCCCUGGUUACUUUUUCAUAGUUUCAAUGGAUUUUGACAAUAGACAUGUCAGACUUCAAUCAUGUUAACGCUCUCGAGCGUGCGUCAAAGUUUAGGUAGCAAAUAACAGUGCUGUAUCCUUCUGACGUCAUUUACAUAGCUACAGAACUGUCCGAUCACGCCGAAUCACUGAUAGAAACAAGAUGAAUUAAUGACGAUUCAGAAAAUGUAUAACUUUUAAAGAUUUAAAUAAAUCCUAUGGUGGGACUUUUGCCAUUUAUGGACGGUACGACAGAAAAUUCCGGUGCCGUCGAACUUAAUCGAAUGCUUUUAUUUAUAUCGUUCGAAUGACCAAGUGCCGUUAAAAAGCAAAUUGUAUGGCUUUGUGCUAUUCGCGUAUGCUAGCUACAUCAUGCUAACAUCGUACAGGGACCAGUAAAGGCUUAGAACACACUAGCACUUAGUUAUUGUAAGUUUGAUCACCUCUACUGUAAAGUAAAAAAGUGGACAAAUUACGUUUUCUGUGAGAAACCUAUUGGCGAGCUCACGUGCACACACAGCGGUCUACAUUCUAAAGCUCCACUUUGCCCUCCCUAGCAUUAUUGGAUACCACGUACUGGUACGCUGAUGACGGAGUAACUGGUAUUUCCUCUAGCUAUGUAUCUAUGUGGUAACGUGAAAUAGUGUUGUAUGGAUAUGAGAGUAAAACAGGGACGAAAUUAAGGAUUAUUGCCAGAAUAAUUAUGUGGAGCCCAUUUAAGGCUUUACAGAAGAACAAGACGCUCAAAUAUGGCAUUCCAAUGAUUUUGCUGGUCGUUGGAGGUUCCUUCGGGCUGCGAGAAUUCGCACAAAUCCGAUAUGAUGCCCAGAAGAUUAAAAAGAAGCUGGACCCGGCGCUGGAGGCCCGAAUCGAUAUCGAGAAACAGCCUGUGAUCCUGGAGGAGGAGUACGAGAAGAUGAGGCAGAAGAACCUGGAGGAGUGGAGCAACAUCAGAGGGCCGCGCCCAUGGGAGAGAUCUCGGGAGUACCAGGAGGAGCAGAGGGCCCAGCUGGGCAGGGCUCUGGGGGCCCCGGGCCCUGCAGGAGGGGAGGUGGGGCCAGCAGGGGCGCAGGCCGAAAGCCCCUAAAGCGGGGUGAGGGACCCCACACUCUCCGCAUCCCUGCCUCUGCACUCUCGCUCUCCCUUUGUCCUCUGCCUGGGCUAUUUUUACCCCCCACCUCCGCGCCUCCGCACCCGGCGCACGGGAGCCACGAGGAACACC
Conger conger (European conger) is the source of this 1637-nucleotide messenger RNA. RefSeq names its product cytochrome c oxidase assembly protein COX16 homolog, mitochondrial. Gene Ontology annotation, cellular component: mitochondrial inner membrane. The transcript is spliced from 4 exons. NCBI's taxonomy places the organism in Eukaryota, Metazoa, Chordata, Actinopteri, Anguilliformes, Congridae. The record is from RefSeq and is a predicted model, not a curated record. Gene Ontology annotation, biological process: mitochondrial respiratory chain complex IV assembly. The coding region runs from base 1119 to 1502 and encodes 127 amino acids.